Messenger RNA from Thrips palmi, 791 nucleotides. RefSeq lists its product as uncharacterized. Lineage: Eukaryota; Metazoa; Arthropoda; Insecta; Thysanoptera; Thripidae. Gene Ontology annotation, molecular function: protein binding. The coding region runs from base 17 to 703 and encodes 228 amino acids. The transcript is spliced from 6 exons. The record is from RefSeq and is a predicted model, not a curated record.
AGCGUGGUACACUGACAUGCGAGUCGACUUCAGUGUGCCAUCGUCGUUGCCGACAGCCACCGCAUCACCUGAAUGUGCCACAUUAACCACCAUCCAAGGCCCAGGCUUCGGCUGCCGACGUGACAACCAGUGGCAGUGCCGAGACGGCAGAUGCAUCGAUGCCAGGCGCAGGUGCGACCUCAACAGAGAUUGCAACGAUGCGAGUGACGAAGACAGUGACACCUGCACUAGUGUGCCUACUUUGAUCAUGAACGUCGGGGACACGGUGCUGGCUCGGAUGAAGCAUAAGGAAAAUUACCACGGCGUGCGCUUCCUCAUGUGCUCCAACGACUCCUGCAGCUGCCUGACCGUUUCCGGGGAGGGCUCCAGUGGGCUGUUGGCCCUCGUUGCUAAGGCAGAGUGUAAUUCUAAAGGAGUUCUCUCAAAACGAGGAUUUUCCUACCGCCAUAUUGGUCUUCAAACUUCGCAGGACAGAAUCUAUGCUACUUCUUCGCAUACAAGGAUACAAGGCUUCCUACGUCCCAAUCGAUCGGGACUACAAUGUCCUGAGCAUUCGACCAGACUAUUGGCUGAGCGACAUGCCUGUGGAAUUCAAAGCCGUCUCCUCACGUCAAGUGUUGCUGCAAUGGUAAAACCAAAGCGUAACUCUAUGGUUGAGUCAAGCAUAAAGUUGCUUGAGGGCGUUACGCGGCGUUACGCUUGAAAUGAAGCGUAGACCAGAAAUUCUCCUCUGCUUAUUUUGACGGAUGAGGCUGUUGCGCUCGCUUUCAAGCAUAAACUGAGUACGCUGG